CAGUCAUCUGAGAAAGACCACUAAUUUAUGAAUAAAGGUUUUCAAAUUCAUAAAGAUGAGGACCUGGGUCGAGCCGGUGGUAGCUGGAUCCCAGUUAGCCAGCUCCUUUUAUGAAACUGGUUUACUUUUGGCGGUAAAGGGUUACUACAAUCAGACAAGCACACUAUCGAACAGUUCCAGCGAGGAUAUGCUGCAGAAGUCCAUCUCUAAUUUCUACAUCAUAUACAACCUUAUCAUCAAGCUGACCCCUUUGCCUUCUGCCUAUAUUCUGGCAAAAAUAGGAGAUAAAGGCAAACGAAAGAUUGCUCUAUGUGUUCCACUUGUUGGGUUAUUUAUAUCCAAUUUAUUUCUCUUGUUUGUAAAUCUCUGGGACUGGCCCAUACAAGUCAUGUUUGGCACAGCUGCUUUUAACGGCUUGUGUGGUUGGUUCACAGCUUACUGGCCAGCGGUUAUGGCAUUGGCUUCACUGGAUUCCUCCGCUAAGAGAAGGUCACUCAGGCUUAUUUUCACGGAGUGCACCUUUGGCUUGGCUGGAUUCAUUGGAAGCCUAAUUUCUGGCCAUAUAUUUGUUUAUCAAGUUGCAAAUCACCCAGGCAUACUUUUGGCGUGCUGCAGCCUUGCAAGUUAUACUUUUUGUCUCUUGUAUGUCGCUUUUAUUUUGAAGACGCCUCAUUGUGAAGUUAAUACAAAAGAGGACACUAUGUCUAGAAUAGCUACAGCCCAAGCUGAAGACCAGGCAGACCGAGAAGAAGUUCCUACAGAACGCAGCAGUCUAAUUAAUUCAUCCAGUGAAAAUGCAACACACGGGCAAACAUAUAUAACUGCAUCUUUUUCUAAAGUAACUAUUUACCUCCUGUUUUUGAGUGCUAUCUUAUAUAAUUCUGCUGUUAAUGGUAAUGAAGAUGUCAUCAAUUUUUUUGUACUAAAGAAACCACUGAGCUGGGGCCCAGUAGAAGUCGGCUAUGGAAAUGCUGCAGCAUACAUGAUCUUCAUUACUAGUUUUAUUGGCGUUUUUGUUUUCUCCAGAUGUUUACAAGAUUUGAGUAUGGUUAUUUUUGGAAUGUUUUCAUUUUUUGUUGGGGUUCUUGUCAUGGCUUUUGUACGUUGGACCUAUCUUUAUUAUGUUGCCAGACUUGCCAUGAUGUUUUCUCUGAUCCCUGUGCCAACAAUCCGGGCUAUAUUAUCCAAAGCCACAAAGGAGUCGACUUAUGGAAAAGUCUUUGCUGUGCUUCAAAUGACCAUGGGAGUUGUGGCUGUGGCCACAUCAACAGCAUUUAUUGCAAUAUAUCAAGUUACUCUCGACUGGUUUAGUGGCUUCAGUUUCAUUGUGAUCUCUAUUGUUACCUUUAUAAGUUUUAUUCCAAUCAGUGUUAUAGCUUGCAAGACAUAUACAAGAAAGGGAUCACAUAAAACCCAGGAAUAA
Molecule: messenger RNA, 1423 nt
Organism: Nanorana parkeri
Lineage: Eukaryota; Metazoa; Chordata; Amphibia; Anura; Dicroglossidae
Product: thymic stromal cotransporter homolog
Exons: 4
Coding region: 56-1423 (455 amino acids)
Biological process (GO): transmembrane transport
Cellular component (GO): membrane
Molecular function (GO): transmembrane transporter activity
Source: RefSeq, a predicted model, not a curated record